AUGGAUCCUCAUCCGCAUUGCUCGGACUCGGGCCUCAGCAUUCCAACUCAUUCCACCUCCACCACCCUGCGCUGCUGUUGUGGUCGCAAUGAUUGUGCCCUGCUCGAGCACAACAAUGUAGCCCUGGAGGGUCUGGAGAAAGAUCUCGAGACUGCCGCGAGAUUAGGCCAGGCUUUGCUCCAUCGCCAUGAAAGUUACAUGGCUGAGGCGGAGGAGGACCGUCAUCGCUUAGUCGCCAGCAUUGAUGACCUGGAGCGCGAAAAGCAGGAAGUCCAGGCUCAAAAUGCGCGCAUCAUCGAGGAGAAUCGCAGUCUACUCGAGCAGCUCGACAGCUUGAACAGGGCUGUCGCCGAGUCCGACAUUUAUGCCAAGACACUCACUUCGAACUUGGAGAACACGCAGACCGAAGUGCGCAGAUUGACUGCUGCCGCGGCGCGUGCAGCUGAUCUCGAGGCGCAGCUUGCUCUUAUGGAGACGGAGCAAUCCAAGUUACAGGAGAGUCUGUUGUUGGCUCACGAAGACGAGCAGUCGGCAGUGCAGCGAUGGAGAAAAGCCGAAACGACCCUACGCGACCUUCACGACCAGAUCGACCGCAUUGAGAAAGAAGCGCGCGAGGAGCGCGAGCGACACACCGAGGUGGUUGAGCGCAUGGAACGCAAGAGAGCUGUGGAGCGCGAGCUUGACAAUGCAGCAGGCCGUCUUAAAGGCGCUGCUGCCGCCUCCGAACUGAAGCGCAAUGCCGGUGGUACGACUGUCGUCUCGCGCUUCGUCAAAGACAUCCUGCAGGACAACGCCAAUCUACAAGUCGGUAUUAUGGAGCUACGCGAGAUGCUGAACACCUCGAACGAGGAGGUACAGAACCUCCGAGAUCAAGUUUUGUCUCAUCAGCCUCUGGCCGGUGUCGACGAGGAAGAUAACCUCGAACCAAGUACCGUCACAACGUUAAGCGAGGAGCUCGAAGCGAAAGAAGAGCGUCGAGUAUCUCAGGAAUUCCACAUCCACCAUCAUCAUUACCAUACGCCCGGAAAGAAGGAAAAGGCCUCGAUUAAUCGUCGCAUGAAGAAAAGACGGCCUGCUAUAGGGAGCCCGGUAGCAUUGCACUCUGCUCAGGGACAAUCACCUCGAAGGAUCCUUCAUCGCUCGCAGUCAUCCGGUUCAUCCAUGUCAACCAUUUUAUCUCAAACAUCCGUCUCAAUCCCACCACAAUCGCGCCGCUGGUCAUUACAGUCACAUGCAGGUGAUUCAUUGGCAAGCUCUCCGCAGUCUGCGUUCCGGACAUCGUCGAUCUUUGAUUGCGUCGAACGUGGUGCGGAGCUCUCCCAAGCUACUAGCCCAGGCAGUACAGUGUUCUCUUCUCCUGUGAUGGGAGCAAGGAAUUUCAAGACCCUUGAUAUGCCGUUCCAAUCAAUAAGCGACUUUGACAAUCAUGAUUCUCAAGAUGACCUCUCAUCAUUUGACGAUAAUAUGUACCAUCGCCAAGACCUUAACGGUGACAACAUUUCCAGAGAGCCCGCCAUUCCAGAAGAGUCUGAGCCGUCUCCUCAAGGACCUUACUUCCCAUCAACUGCACGACGAGAAUCACUCAAGAACGCCGACGAUGAUUUCUUCACCAUGCAGGCACAAACUUCAUCACUCCGCAGAUCCACAAGCCACGACAGCUUGCUCUCCGUCUCAGUGGCGGGAAUGGACAUACACACACCGAACACCCGCCAUAUGCGAAUGGGUGACUGGCACCCAGGCAUGCGCAUCCCCCAACGCAUCCUAUCUCCCAGUGUCGAACUAGUCUCAACACCCCCAGUCAUCUCCGCCCCGGCCAUCAUAGCCAACCGCUCCACAAGCUCUGGGCAUUCAUCCCAAUCAUUGCUUGCUUCUAUGGCUGCCAGCAAGAGUAAUAAAUCAACCGAUGCAUCAUCCAUCACAUCCGCAGACAGCAACAGCACAGCGUCAACGGCAGCCAAUGGCCCACGAAAGGCCACUUUAGGUCGGCGCGUAGGAGGCUGGGUCUUGGGCCGCUGGGGAAUGUCACCCGUUUCAUCCGAUGGCGAAGUUGAUGCCCCAACGCAAGGCCCAACCAUGGAGUCUACACCAGUGCCAGCACCAACGCAAACACCUCCUACACCAGCUCCUCCAUCGUUAGGGCCAAAAGCCCCCGACCCGAUGGCCCUCCGCUUCAGAUUCCCAGGCGUGAACCAAAAGGGUCCAAUUUUGGGAUUCCGACCUCCACCCGCGGCGCCUAUUGCCAUUCAUGCCCAAGGCAUAGAUGAGAACCUACUGCGAGAGAGUCUAGCCGAAGAAGAUGGCUAA
Molecule: messenger RNA, 2304 nt
Organism: Penicillium antarcticum
Lineage: Eukaryota; Fungi; Ascomycota; Eurotiomycetes; Eurotiales; Aspergillaceae
Exons: 2
Coding region: 1-2304 (767 amino acids)
Source: RefSeq, a predicted model, not a curated record